Biomphalaria glabrata is the source of this 3775-nucleotide messenger RNA. Its product is annotated as talin rod domain-containing protein 1-like. NCBI's taxonomy places the organism in Eukaryota, Metazoa, Mollusca, Gastropoda, Planorbidae. The record is from RefSeq and is a predicted model, not a curated record. Gene Ontology annotation, molecular function: actin binding. The transcript is spliced from 6 exons. The coding region runs from base 546 to 2063 and encodes 505 amino acids.
GGCCGCACCCAACACUGCUGCAGUUAUCUCGCCGUAUUUUUCGUCAACGGUCUAUUCGUCCACUGUACGCAGAUCACUCAGCCUUGGUGUAACUCCAUUUACGUGGGAGCUUAGUUGUUACACCACUGGUUUUAGAAGAGAGGAAUAGUGAUCUCUAUGCGGCUGUGAUCACUUCCGAUAUCUUCGAGCACUGAAAAUGAGGUUUUGUUAUCUACAUCUAGAAUCUAGAUCUAGAUCUAGAAAUCUAGAUCUGCUGAGAUGAAAGUUAGAUCGGGUCUGGAGAGCGACCCAUUGCCUGUGUGUAACAGGGUUAGCGGGGUGUUUUUAUUUUCUAAAAGGAACAAAUUAGUAGUCUAUAUUCUAUAUGUCGUCUAUAUAUAUUCAUAUAUGUCGUUAGUAGUAUUUAAAAGGUCAUGGACUUUAUAGAUCUAUUCUGGAGAAAAUCUAGUCACUAUAGUGUGUACAAAAUUUUCAUUUGAAAAAGAAUGAUCAUCAACAUACAGAGUCUAGCAGCUGGCGGAAGCAGCAUUUAGAUUCAAUUCACUAUGAUGAAUGAUCAUGUCAGAAGUAUCGUACUAAUCUUUGAUGAAUCACUCAUGCGAAUUCAAACAGUAUCAGAGCUUCUUCUUAUCUCAUGCACACCACGUCCCGUAUUUACAAGACAAGAUGAUUUGGAACUAUGCGAAGACAAUUUUAUUAAGUAUCGGGACAAAGUUAUUAGCCAGCUGAAUAAAAUGAUGAUAUUGUCAAGGGAUUUAACGAGUCAGGCUCAUGGAAAACAGAUACAUUGGAAACAGUUUUGUCAACAAGUACAAGAGCUGACUACUGUUGUUGUUUACCUCUCAGAGUUAUGUGCUCAUAUUGCCUACCUCAUAGCAAUCAACAUACAUGGCUCAGAGCCAGCUCUAGCAGGCCCUGUAACAAAUAUACAUCAGAUGACCCAGGCUGACUUGGAUAUCAAAUUUACAUGUACAAGGCUCAAAAGAUUGAAGCUUGAUGAUAUUCCUCCACAUGUUUUGGUAGACUUGUGUAGCUCAAUUACAAAAUCUUUGACUGCAGUAACAGAUAUAUGUAAAAAUGCUGCUGAAAAAAUUUCAGAUCCUAAUGAUCAGGAUCAGUUCAAAUUGUGCAUAAAAGCCAUCACUUCAACAACUGGAUGUCUGGUAUCCAGCAUUAAAUGCUUUAAGCAGUCUCCCACUGAAACUCAUUUAAGGCGAGUGGUGGCCUUCUGUGAUCCUGUAACCUCAGCUAGUUCUGCUUUACUUUGUUUCGCUAGUGAAGAGUCUUUUAUGGGUGCACCUGGUAUCCUUUCCAGUGAAGCUUCUGAAAUAUUCAAAUCGAUUUUGGGACUGUCCAUGAGUAUUGCUUCAGCCAACAUACAAAUCUGCAGAGCUGUUCGUGACCUUGUGUAUGCCCCUUCACCAAAACGAAAUCAGGAUCGCUUGUCAUUAUGCGUGGAGUCUGUUACUAGAUCAUCGUCCCAGCUACGAGAUUUGUUGCUGACUCAUGAAUUCAUCUCAAAGUCAAUUCAUAACACAAAUAUUGAACCAAAUAAACUGUUACCUUUAGUACAGCAAUGUUUUAUAAUGUCAGCAGAUGGAAAACAAGAUUAUCGGUACUCUAAGGCUUCAGCUAAACAAAGAAACCAUGCCUCUAUGACACCAAAAGAAAAAGCUUUUACAUCUCCUGAAACUGAGACAAAUAAAGAGAUCAUAUCUAUUGGGACUGUUCAUGUAAUUGAUCCCAAUGGCUUCGAUAAAUCACCUACUAAUUUGACCUCACCACCAUCUUCAUUGUCCAUGGAAGUGACUUUUGAGGACAUUCAUUUGGAUAACCAACAGAGGGUGUCUUCUCCUAAUCAUAUUUCUCCCCUUCUUUCAUCACCAAUGUCAACAUCUACCUUAUCUUUAGCAUCAUCUUCAUCUUUCAAUAUAGAUUCCUUGUGUUUUAUUGAUAAACAUUCGGCAAUAAAUGAAGUUAAAGAGCCUAUAGAUUUACUUAGAGAAGGAAUAAUUAAUGAAGAAAACAGUAUUGUACAGCAAACAACUGAAUUCAAAAACUGACUCGGUCAUCUUGAGCCAUUUUUUAAUGAAUAGAAUGAUUUAAUACCAGUUUUAAAUUUUGAUUUAAUACUUAUAUAAAAAUGUAUUUAUUUAUUUACACAUUGUUAUCCAAUAGAUAUUAUUUUACUGCAAAUAAUGCUUUUCCAGAAAAUGUGUUCUGUAAUUUUCAGAAAAUUACUUAAAUUUUCCUAUAGAAUCUUAUUUUAAUACUUUAUAGACAAAAUUACAUGGCACAUGUAAUCAUGUUAUUUCCAUAACAGCUACACAUUUUAGGUAAAUAAAAACAUCUAUUAAUAAUAGUCUCUUCAUCUUUCACUAAGAUAAGGGAAACAGGCACACAGAGGAGAUGGAAAUUAAACCCAACUUUUAAAGCUUGGGUUCAGUUCGGUUUGGUCAGAUUUAUGUUUGGUUGCCUAGAUAUAGGCUACAACGAUACAAAAUAAUGAUAAUGCGGAGGUGUAGAUACCCUUCUGAGAAGGACAAGCUUAACAUCACGAAUGCAACAGUUUCUACAAUAUGUAAUCUUUUAAUGUAGCCCAGUGCUAACAAGUUAAUAAUAAAGAAUGCUAUCAGGGGAGAUAAUAUUUUUUUUACAUUAUCAGGGGAGAUAAUAAUUUUUUUACAUGCAGUACAUGUUCAAUAGUCACGGUGAAUAGCAUAAACUAGUGGGAUGAAAAUAAAAGGGAGAUCAACGAAUGAUGCUCACCUGUGGUGUAACACAAAUAUAUAAUUCAUAUAGCUAGAACAGUUUCCAAACUACCUCCAACCAGUCUGUUCUUAACUAAUGCAACUUUGAAUAAACAUAGAUGAUUAAAUCUGAUAUUCUAAAGAAAUGAUAUUACGAGAGAAUAUUGAAACUAAAUAAAUAGAACUUUGGGAGUCAGUUAUAGAGAUCGGGUCUAAAACAAGGAAAUCGUGUGCCAAACUUCGAGUCAACCACUUAUUGAGGUUGUGACAGAGCGACGCAGGAGGUUUGCGGGACAUGUUCUCCCUAAGUAACCUAGCAUACCAAGAGCUGCGAUGACAUGGGGUUAGGAGGAAAGCCAAUAUGUUACACUCAAACAGGGACGCUCCUUUCGUACGAGUCACAACCAGAAACCACUUGUGGGGCUACUACAAAUGCUGUACUGAUUCUGUCGCUCCCCAGUUGCCCCUGUUGGCUGAUCUACGAGCCUCAGUUAAUUCGCAUCAAUUAAAACAGGUGAUAUUUAUCAACACGGGUUGCCAGAAGUUACAAAUGGCCGAUAAAAACCUCCCUGGACUUCUACUUUCGAGUUAAGGCCAUAUCUUUGCUACCAUUUGACUUAAAAAGAAGGAUUAUGUUUCAAUUUACACAUAGUUUCCGACUGCUGGGAUACGAAAUAUCAUUGGCGUCAUUAAGGUGGGUGUCACCCCCGCCCCCCCCACCCUUAAAAAAUCCUAUCUUUCCCAUUUGUUUGUUGCGCUGUAUUACAUAUAGUUUAUAGUUUGAUUGUUCAACAACUAUAAAACGAGUGUAUAUUUAAUUCAGUUGUUUAUUACAAUUUAUCUAAAGUUCACUGGGUUAGUGUAGCCAUGUGAAACUGCACGCAUCCUUAAUCUUUAGAAUCAAAGACAUUGCCAUUAAUCUAUAGUUCAAUUUUGCAGCAAUGCAGUCAUAAGUAAGUUACACUGUUUGAAAACGUAUCAUUAACUUCAAGUUUCCAUUUUUAAUAAAAUUCACAUUUGUGAAA